Molecule: messenger RNA, 2818 nt
Organism: Nezara viridula (southern green stink bug)
Lineage: Eukaryota; Metazoa; Arthropoda; Insecta; Hemiptera; Pentatomidae
Source: the annotation of a GenBank genome assembly
AGAUCAUGGGGCCAUCUUCUAGGUCAAUAUCAAAUUGAUUAUACUGAAGAGGAAGUUUUGAUGACUGUUCCUCUUUUUCAUAUACUCUUGGAAACUGUCAGCUUAAAGAUUUCAACCUACACUUUAAUUAGUGUGUUUUUGAUCCACUUGUUAGCCACACGUGGAAGUAUUGAACUAAAAUGUCAAGGCAGAAAUUGCAGUGUUGGGACAUUGUUAAGUAAGAAUGUGUUUAAUAAUCACAGAAACACACAUAAGGACUUCUUUAAAUAUGAAAAUAUUUAUAAAAAAAAUAUGGAUCCUCCUCUUUCCACACAUAAAAAUAACUGACUAGAAAAAAGACAUGGUAAAAAUUCUUGGGUCCCAGAUCACUUGAUAACUAGUGUUUUUUUUUUCUUUAAAUGAAAUUAAAAAUAAAAGUUUUAAUUUAAUUUUGAAAAUAGCAUUCAGUUCUACUGAAAGAUUGUAAUUGGUUUCAAGCUCAGACAAAUGAUAUUAAAAUUAAUGUUAACUAUUGAUAAAAUUGAUAAGAGUAAUUUAUACAAAAAUUUUAUAUAUUAGAUAUUUCUUUAUUGUGGAUUUUGGAGAAAUUUUGUUUAUGUUUACAGGAUGGAAAUACUUGACACGAAUGGCAAGGAAGUUGAGGGAAAAGUUGUAGAAGACACUAUAGAAAUAAAAGAAGUGAAUAUUAAGCUUGAAGAUAGAUAUGAAGAAACAAAACUGUGGUGGAGAUAUUGAAUGAGUUUAGCAAGGAAAUAAAAGGAGAAGUUUUAGUAGACCCUGUAGAAAUAAAAGAAGAAAAUAUUAAGCUCGAAGAUAAAGAUGAAGAAAUUGAACCGGCAGAGAUAUUACAUGCAAGUGAUGAGCAAGUAGAAGGUUCAUCUGAAAUGAAAAGAAAGAAAAUUAAGCUUGAAAUUGGAGGUGGGAAUUCAUGCAGACCAAAUGGGCAACCAUUGUUGACUCCAAUCAGACAUCGUGGGAAUUCAAGGAGGCAACCAUUCCUGACCCCAUUCAGACGCGAAUUAAAGAAGAUUCAAAGGAAAAUCGAAGCCUCCCGAUUGGAUGAAGAAGAUGGGUGGAUGGAAAAAAAAAACCGAACUCUAAUCGAGAUGGAAAUGGAUCAUGUACGUCAAAAACAAUUGUUGCAGCUUCAAUUCAUUAACCAGAAGCGUGAACUUGAACUAGCAUUGGAAGAGGAGACGGAGAAAAGAGACAUGAUUUUUAUAAAACAGUUAUUAACACUGAUGCAGGAAGCGACAGAAAAGGAGUCGAGUUUAAAACAAGAGUUGAUGGAAGCGCGACGGGAGCAGCUUUUAAAAGAAAACAUUAUGAGAAUGCGUGAAUUGGUAAAGUCAGAAAUUGAACUAGAAAAUCUUGAUUAAUAACAUAACAUUAAUUAACUAUUUGAGCUUUUUUUAUAAGACUGAUUGUUUUACAUAUCCCAAUAAUACUUUUGUUGUCAAUAUAUAUGUAAAAUUAAAAUUAUUGGAUUUUGUUAUCUUUAAAAUCCUUGUCUAAUGUUUAUUGCAUUUUACUACUGAUCACAUUAUUCUCUAUCCAACGUUUUGUCCUUUUUAAAUUUAUUUUCUGACAGCUAAAAUUAUGAUCAGAAUGUUUUUAUUUUAUUUAAUAACUUAUUUUUAUUUAAUUCUUAUCAAUUAAAUAAUAAUUUUUGUUGUCGUUGAUUGAUAGUUGACUGUAGAAGAUAUAUUGAUUGAACAGAAGUUGGUUGGGAUUUUCAAUCAGUGAAAAUAAUCAUCAUCAUCAUUAUAUAGUUCCUCUUAACCGCUUUAGCAAUGUAAAUGUGAAAAUACAGAGUAAAAAUAAAUAAAUUAUAUUAUAUUCACUGACUGAAAACUCCUACCAACGUCUCUUCAAAACAUUAUUAUUAUUUAAAACUUAUUAAAUUAAUAUUUGUUAUUAUUUAAUUAUCAAUAAUUUAUAGUUUAUUAUUAUUUUUAAAUUUUAUAUUUCAGUAUUAUGAGCUCACAAAUUCCUAGCAUCUGUUUUAUGGUUAACUGUUAUUUUUUGUAAAUUUUAUAGUUCCUCAUCAUUCACUGUUUCUUGCCCUGAGUACGCUAUCUAAUAGUUUACAUCUAAUAUCUAAAAAUUACUUUUGAGGUAUCACAGUGAAUUAUUUUAUGAGUUUUUGGAAAAUUAUAUAAAAUUAUUUAUCUUUGAAGCAAAGAAAUUGCUUGCUUAUAAAAAAUAACCACUUCAUUAGAAUUUCAAUAUUUGUGGAUUCUUCCCUAUUUUCAGAGAAUUGUACAAUAACAAAAUAUCAUAUCAACACUUGUAUCAUUAUAUAUAAAUUAUAUUGUACUGUUUUAUAUUAUGUUGAUUCAUUUUUUUUUUUACCUUGUUUAUUCCUAUUAAACUUAAUGUUACUGUUGUUCUUUCUGUGGUAAAACUUUGACCAUAAUCAUUGUUGAAAAUUUGAGGAAAACAAAUGAAUUUGUAUAUUUCCAUAAUUUUUUUUUCUAUUCAUAUAUAUCCGUGCACACACUUUUAUAUGUACUUACAAUAAAAAACAGUGCCCCACCAUUUGUGCACCUUUGAUUUAUUCGCAAAUAAAGUUCUGUAUCCAUCAUUACUUUUUAAAAAAAAAAUAUUUGAACCUACUUCGCUCCUUUGAUCAUUGCAAAUUGUUUCAUUUCAACAUUAAUUUUAUACUAUACCAAUAUGUCAUAAUAGAGUUCACCUAAAAAAAUGUAUCGAACAUGAUUCUGUUCUAUUUUCAUUUUGUUGCGAAUUCAAGAAGCUUUCAUCUAAUUAUGGGUUUCAAUGUACCAAAAAUUGUGUACUUUUUGAGUUAUUCGCA